AUGAAAUCGAUAACAUAAUUAAAGGUUUAUGUUGAAUUGACCCUUGCGAGUCAAGUUUACUAAAUUAAAUCUAAUAGUCAUUAGAACAAGUUAAAUAGAUAGUAAAAGAUAUUUUGGAAGAACAAAAACAACAAACAGAUUUAAGAUCAACUGAUUAUUUAUAAAUUCAAAAACCUUUAACAUAAAAGUAUAGAUUUUACAAAAACCAAAGCAUCUAAAUUUCGUAAAACUAACUCUAUAGCCAUUCACUUUAGAACGGAUAUAGCAAUACCGAAUAAUAUAUCCUUAAGUUUCACAGACCAGAGAUAGCUUGGACAAGAAAUAUAUUUAAAACUUUUGAAAUUAAGCAUACAUUUUUCCUAAAUCUUAAAUUAUAGGAAAACUCUAAAUAUAUAAUAAACAUUUUAAUCUAACGCAAUCCCUAAGUAAGAUAUAUCUACUUAAUAAAAGGUUGAGACAUCGUAGAAGAAUAAUGAAAUAGUAAAAAGAAGGAACUUUUGUAAAUAAAGAAUAAAUACAAAAUUUUUUUUCUAAUAAAAACAAGCUUGUUAAAGAUGUCGAAGAUCUCUCCUUUGAUCGAGGAAAAUUGAAUUGA
Paramecium pentaurelia is the source of this 595-nucleotide messenger RNA. Lineage: Eukaryota; Ciliophora; Oligohymenophorea; Peniculida; Parameciidae. The record is from the annotation of a GenBank genome assembly.